AUGAAUUCUAAUAUGAAAGCUGUUAUGCCAAUAAAUUCAAUGUCUCAAUGUACUCAUCUUAAAGAUCAUCGUUACUCAUGUAUGAAUAAUAGUAUUGAAAUAAAUAUCCUUAAUAUAUAUCCUCAUAUUCCGGAAAUUAAAUCUCGUUUUUUGAUAAACAUUGCCAUAUUUUCUUUUUGUUUCAUUCUUGGUAUUUGUGGAAAUUCAUCAAUUUUAACAAUAAUUAGAAAUAUUAUAUCAAAAAGACAUUCAGGAAGAUUAAAUAGAAGACAAAAAGACUAUGCAUUUUUUUACAUUAUUUCACUUUGUGUUGUUGAUAUGGUAAUGUUAAUGUCACUUCCAACGUGUAUACUUGAUUUAAUUAUUGGAUUUUGGUUAUUUGGAACAUGGAUAUGUAAACUUCAUCAUGUUAGCAGUUCUGUUGGAAGAGUUAUUUCAACAUUUUUAAUUACAGCAAUGAGUUUUGACCGUUAUAUGGCUGUAUGCCAUCCUUUAAAAUUAACAUAUCGAUCAAAAAAAUUUGUUAUGGUUACAUGUAUCUCAGCAGCAUUUUUAGCACUUGUAUUAUUAUCACCUUUAUUAGGUUAUGCACAAAGUAUUGAAAUAUUACAUGGACAAUUUGAACAAUAUGAUGAUAAAUUAAGUAUAUAUAAUGUAACAAGAGUUAGAUUUUUUAAAUGUAUUGAUAAUAUGCCUGUUAAUGUCGCUUUCCUUUUUACAAUAUCAACAUUUAUAUUAGGUUUUUUAAUUCCACUGGUAUUAAUUGUAUUUUUUAAUGCACAAAUAAUUAGUCGUUUAUAUCGGCAUACAAAAAUUUUACCUACAAGUGGCAUACCAUUAUUACGAAUAUCAUUAUAUACAAUAUUAAUUGCUGUAUUAUAUUUUAUUUGUUGGACACCAUAUUGGAUAACAAAUAUAUAUAGUUUUUUUACAACAGUUGAUACUGAAACAAAACAUCAAGAACUUCUUACAUUUAUAAUGUAUUGUGUUCAUGGUUUACCAUAUAUUGGAUGUGCAAGUAAUUGGAUAUUAUAUGGACUUUUAAAUACUCAACUUCAAGUUAAACAAAGAACAAAUUAUAAUGGUAAUAAUAAUCAACAACAAUUGUUACGUUUAGAUUGUAAUACUGUACAUGUAGAAAAAUCUUCUACAUAUCAAUUAUAA
Molecule: messenger RNA, 1164 nt
Organism: Strongyloides ratti
Lineage: Eukaryota; Metazoa; Nematoda; Chromadorea; Rhabditida; Strongyloididae
Product: G protein-coupled receptor, rhodopsin-like family and GPCR, rhodopsin-like, 7TM domain-containing protein
Exons: 2
Coding region: 1-1164 (387 amino acids)
Biological process (GO): G protein-coupled receptor signaling pathway
Cellular component (GO): neuron projection; membrane
Molecular function (GO): peptide binding; G protein-coupled receptor activity
Source: RefSeq, a predicted model, not a curated record